Trichomycterus rosablanca is the source of this 2766-nucleotide messenger RNA. RefSeq names its product dystrobrevin, beta b (gene dtnbb). Bases 296 to 2017 code for a protein of 573 amino acids. Gene Ontology annotation, cellular component: synapse; plasma membrane. The record is from RefSeq and is a predicted model, not a curated record. Lineage: Eukaryota; Metazoa; Chordata; Actinopteri; Siluriformes; Trichomycteridae. The transcript has 20 exons. Gene Ontology annotation, molecular function: zinc ion binding. Gene Ontology annotation, biological process: synaptic signaling.
CUUCUGACUGCAGUUGGUUAACACAGAAUCAAACGGAACAGUAACCACGACAGAAACGUGAUGAAGGAGAGGAUUCGGCAGCUGAAAUACCAGUAAGACAGGGUUCUGAUCGAGCAGUGUUUCAGGCGGACGGGAGGCUGUGACAUGUCAGGGCUGGAUUUUUAUCUCCUGAAGCCGAGAGCGUUUAUUCCUCUCCUCUGAUGCUGAUGAUGGUAGCGCAACCUGCGUGAUUUCCUGCUGGUAUUUCUUCAAUUCGCCUCCCUUUAGCUGAGUGAGUUUCAGCCCAACCGACAGAAUGAUUGAGGAGGCCAGCAAAAGCAGCAAGACCACAGUGGAGAAGAGACAGCUCUUCAUGGAAAUGAGAGCACAAAACUUCGAUGUCAUUCGUCUGUCAACAUACAGAACAGCGUGCAAGCUAAGAUUUGUUCAGAAAAGAUGCAAUCUUCACCUGGUGGACGUGUGGAACAUGAUCGAAGCGUUUCGUGACAAUGGGCUCAGUACACUGGACCACAAUGCUGAGAUUAAUGUGUCACGGCUGGAGACCAUCCUUUCCUCGAUCUUCUACCAGCUGAACAAGCGCCUGCCUACCACCCACCAGAUUAAUGUAGAGCAGUCGAUUGGCCUGCUGCUUAACUUCAUGGUGGCAACCUACGACAGUGAAGGACAUGGUAAACUUACUGUUUUUGCGAUGAAGUCAAUGCUAGCAACUAUGUGUGGCGGGAAAAUAGUCGACAAAUUACGCUAUAUUUUCUCUCAGAUAUCAGACUCCAGUGGCACAAUGGUGUUUGCGAAGUUUGACCAGUUUCUGAGAGAGGUUCUGAAGCUGCCUACGGCCGUCUUUGAGGGGCCUUCAUUCGGCUACACAGACCACUCAGUGAGAACAUGCUUCCCUCAACAGAAGAAGAUAUUGCUGAACACCUUUCUGGACAUUAUGAUGGCUGAUCCUCCUCCGCAGUGCCUCGUUUGGCUACCUCUCAUGCACCGACUGGCCAAUGUAGAGAAUGUCUUCCAUCCUGUUGAAUGCUCAUACUGCCGGAGUGAGAGCAUGAUGGGCUUUCGCUAUCGAUGCCAGCAGUGCCACGGCUAUCAGCUUUGCCAGAAUUGCUUCUGGCGCGGACAUGCCAACGGUCCCCAUAGCAACCAGCACCAGAUGAAGGAGCACUCCUCGUGGAAGUCGCCAGCAAAGAAGCUGAGCCAUGCUAUCAGUAAGUCUCUGGGCUGUGUGCCCAUAGGAGAGCCCCCUCACCCUGUGUUUCCUGAGGCAUCUGAUAGACCACAGGACCUGGCACACCCUACCGCAACACUGGAGAGUCCCAGCAGGCUGGAUGAGGAGCACCGUCUUAUUGCUCGCUACGCUGCCCGUCUAGCAGCCGAAGCCAGCAAUUCCACACAAUGCCCUCCGACUGACCUAGGCUUUAACUUUGAUGCCAACAAGCAGCAGAGGCAGCUCAUCGCCGAGCUAGAGAACAAAAACAGGGAGAUCCUUCAGGAGAUUCAGCGGCUGCGUCUGGAACAUGAGCAGGCGUCUCAGCCCACACCGGAGAAAGCUCAGCAGAACCCCACACUCCUUGCAGAACUACGCCUACUCCGGCAUAGAAAGGAUGAGCUUGAAAAGCGUAUGUCAGCUCUUCAGGAAAGCAGGCGUGAGCUGAUGGUCCAACUGGAAGGUCUCAUGAGGCUAUUAAAGGAUGAAGAGCAGAAGGCCGUUGGGGGCUCGCCCCACUCCUCACCUAGCCACAGCGCCAGCUGCACCAUGCCGAUGCCUAUACGAUCCACAUCUGCCGGCUCCACACCCACUCACACACCGCAGGACUGCCUGGCCGGGGUCAGCGACGACGUACUAGAUGCCUUUUCUCAGGGUGUACCUAGAAAUCUCCGUAAUGAUCUUUUGGUGGCAGCAGACUCAAUAACGAACACAAUGUCAUCACUGGUUAAAGAGCUUCACUCAGUUGAUGAUGGUCUGGAUGAUGAGGAGGUGAACAUGCGUAACGGAAGGGAUAAAGCUGAGUCUGAAUAAAAGAGUAUGGAAUAUUACAUUGUCAGCACAGAGGCAUUAUGGGAACAGGCACUCCACCCCCUCAUUCUAGAUGUCCGGACGGCGAGAAGCAACAACAGCGAAGCCCUUCCUGGUAUUAGAACAUAGAGUAAUGCAUGCUCUUCCCAGCCAGGUUUCACUAUGUGAAACGAACACUUCAUCACAUUUUACUGAGAGCAAGCUGUAUCUACCUACUAAGGAGAAUAUAAAUAUAUAAAUAUAUAGCGCUAAAUGUCAAUCUGUACAAAGCUGUUGUAAUUAUGUAACAAUCUCAUUAUGCCUGCAAAGGAAUGGCUUACUUGUGCUUCGUCACAUCAAACUUUAUGGAUUACCAGUCUCAGAAACGGUCACACUGUGUAGUCGGUGUUAACACUGAAAACCUAGCUGCAGCUUUCUCCUUAUGUGUCCUCCUCAGAUUAAAAUGUUGUAGUAUUAGUGCUCAUUUUGUGUUGAUUAAGUUUUGCAUGAAGUUUAAAUUUGGACCAGUCGAAUUUGGAGGAGUCUUUGGUUUGCAUGUGGAAUUUAUUUUGGGUUGAAGGACUGCUUCUCAAAGCCACUCCAGUCAUGUUCUUUAAAACUGCUGCUAGUCCAGUCAAACCAUGAUAAAGCACCAGGUCUAAGCUGUCCUACAGAGCCAGGUGUUUGUCAGAGAUCAUUAUCAAAAUUCUACGUUUAACCAGUUUUUCUAUGUUGGUUUUAGUUGAAUUGAUUAUUUUACACCAAAUAAAAUG